Messenger RNA from Adelges cooleyi (spruce gall adelgid), 5265 nucleotides. It is a transcript of the gene Isha, whose product is annotated as SR-related and CTD-associated factor 4. Lineage: Eukaryota; Metazoa; Arthropoda; Insecta; Hemiptera; Adelgidae. The record is from RefSeq and is a predicted model, not a curated record. The transcript has 18 exons. Gene Ontology annotation, molecular function: RNA binding. Bases 251 to 4750 code for a protein of 1499 amino acids. Gene Ontology annotation, cellular component: nucleus.
UUCAGUAUAGUAAGUCGUAAUCGUGUUUUAUACCACUCACCAGUCGUGUGUAUCGAAAUGAAAAUGGUCGUGUUCGGGCGAUUUUGCGCUUUGCCGUGUAAAUAAACACUGUUGUUUUGUUUUCACUGUUCGACGAUAAUAUUUUUACCGAUACAUAUUAAUUAUGCUUUGGUGAUUAGUGUUCGUACGUUGUUACCCGUAUUUCGUUUGUGCAUUUUUCACUUGGUCGACUCACCCCUUGCCGCUCGCGAUGGACGCGGUUAAAGCUUUCACAGCUGAGUUAUAUUCCAUCACGGAAAUGAAACCGCCUAUAUCAAAAGCAAAAAUGACAGCUAUUACUCGAAAUGCAAUUAAAGCCAUUAAGUUGUAUAAACAUGUGGUUCAAUGUGUUGAAAAGUUUAUACAUAGGUGUAAGCCUGAAUACAAGAUACCUGGUUUGUAUGUAAUUGAUUCAAUAGUACGACAGUCAAGACAUCAAUUUGGAAAUGACAAAGACGUAUUUGCACCAAGAUUUGCACGAAAUCUAAAAUCAACAUUUUCACAUUUAUUUGUUUGUGCCGAAGAAGACAAAAGCAAAGUAAUACGGGUAUUAAAUCUGUGGCAAAAAAAUGCUGUAUUUACCACUGAUGUGAUCCAGCCAAUUUUUGAUUUAGCGGCAAACCCAGAACACGAAGAACCUAACCAAACUAAUCCAUUGUCAUCAAUUGAAAAUAGCCCAAAAAUAAGUGUUAAAACUGAUAUUUUUAAGAGCCAAGACAACAUACCAUGUAAAGAUAAUUCAUCGAAAAGUUUUGAUUCUUUACAGGGGUUGGAUAAUGAUAAGACUUAUGAUCCAGCAAUAAUUCAACAUUUACAAGCCAUUCAAUCCUUAUUAAAGAAACAACCAAACCAGUCGUCUUCAUCUCCACAAUUGAAAAAAUCUGACUCGGUUAAACUGUUUGAUAAGAAACUUCUUGAUUAUGAUUAUGGAGAAGAGGAAGAUGAAAUGCUCAAUCAGUCUCCAGAAUUUCAGCAACAGCAACAACACCAGAAUACAUCAUUAGAAGGACUAGACAGCCUUUUGAGUAACCCAGAAGUUCUGCGCACCUUGCGUAAUGUCGAAGGGCUUAUGUCCACACAGUCUAAACAGCAGGCAGAGUUGGACAAGAUUAAAGAAAUGAGAAAAGAAGCGGAAUUUGACAAACAUCUUGCUCAAACUGUACAGAAUUUACCCUUUGCUUCCGAGUGUGAAUUGAAACCAGCUCCGAUGAUUUCUCAGUCAAUCGGUGCAAUGCCAAAUCUAUAUACGAAUCAAUUGUAUAAUACACAAAUCUUUCAGCAACAGCAACCAUUGAUUACCUCAGAUAUCCAUCAUAAGCCAGCUCAACAACUUAUUGGUUAUGAAGAUCCAAAUCAAGCAAAACAGCCAGAGGUUAUUGAUCUAGAUCAUAUAGCGUCACCACCACAUCAAAAACAAGAGUCAAGACGUGAAAACUAUGGAACUAGUUCAUCUCGGAAAAGAUCCCCGAGAAGAAGCAGCCGUGAACGUCAGCGAGAACGUGAAAAAGAACGAGAAAGAGACAGGGAAAGAAGGAAAAAAUAUUUACCUUCAUUUAGGAAAAAUCAUUUGGCUGUUGUAAGCACCACUCUUUGGGUUGGUCAUCUUUCAAAACUUAUCCACCAAGAUGACUUGUAUGGCUUGUUUCAACCAAUAGGAGACAUAGUAUCAUUGAAUUUAAUUUCGCCCAGAGGAUGUGCUUUUUUAUGUAUGAAUAGAAGACAAGAUGCGGCUCGCAUUCUGCAUAAGUUUCAAGGAGAAAAAUUACAAGGAAAACCAAUAAGUGUUGCUUGGGCUCCUGGUCAAGCCAUGAAAGAUAAAGAAUGGAAAGACUAUUGGGAAGUAGAAGAUGGCGUUUCAUAUAUACCAUGGGAAAAACUAAAUAAGGAUAUUGAUUAUGAUGAACUAGAAGUGGGUGGAAUGCUAGAUGAAGAAUCAAUGCCAGAAUGGUUAAAAAGUCAUCUAAAAAAUUUACGUGAUUCAAAAAAAUCUGAGAAAAAAGAAGAAAAAAUGAUUGAUGGCAAUCAACAGGUAUCUAACAUAUUUGAUCAACAAGGUGUUCAAUCUUCUCCAAGUGUUCAAAUGCAAAUGUCUCCGGCACAAAACAGUCAACCCAAUCAAAUAAGUUUUAAUAUACCUCACCAAGCAAUGGGCAUGCCUAAUCCUUUUGGAAUAAAUACGAGAUUAAUUAAUCCAAUGAUUAAUCCGAUGAUGCCAGGUUCUAUGACACCUCUGGGAAUGGGUCAUCCAUCUAUGAUGAUGAUGAACAGAAUGCAAUCGCCAUUUGGACCUCCACCCAACAUGUCUAUGAUGGGUAACCCACAACAAAUGGGAAUAACCAAUGAUGGACAGAAACCACUUGGUGUUCCACCAGAUAUGGUUAUGCCUUUCCCUUUUAAUAUGAAUUUGCCCUCUCAAGCUGCUAUUUCUUCUGCUCAGUCUAUGAUGGGAUUAAAUCCAUCAAUUGUUACUUCUAGUAGUAAUUCUGUAUCUAACCUUCCUCCAAAUUCUAAUCAAAAAGACGUUCCAAUUGUGGGAAACAAUCAAUUGGACCCUUCAACUAUGAUGCAGUUCAACUUGCCUCCACCUCCGACCCUUCCAAAUUUAUCAGAUUUUAGACACAAUGAUGCUGAUACAAGUUUGGAUAAUGACAAAUAUGAUCCAACUGUCGAUCGAGAAGGAUCUAAUGAUGGGGACAGAAGUAUGGAUAGAAACCGUGGAAGAGAUAACAGGAACCGCAGUCGUGAUAAUAGAGACAGAAAUAAUAGAUUUAAAGAUAGAGAUGGUAAAAAUGACCGUGGUAGAAGAGUUGACGACAUGAGAUUAGAUCCUAGAAGUCGUAACAAUAAAGGAUCUGAACAAAGAGAACGGAAAUCAUCUCGAUGGGGAGACAAGGAGGAGGCGAACAAUCAGAAUCAUACUGAUAGAGCUGAAGGGUUAGGAAUUCCUCCACCAAAUCUAACCCAAAUGGAUAAUGUAAAUGAUGUAUUAAUUCAACAAAAUGAUCCCUUGCGCCAAAUUUUUAAACACGCGAUUCCAGACAAUGUUGCUAGUCCCGGAUUCCAACCAGAAAUGUUUGUGCCAAAUGGACCGCUUCCAAAUCAAAUGUUUAAUAUGCCUCCUCAAGGCUUAGGACUGGAUGGACCAAGAUUUUCUCUGAUGGAUACUGGCAAUAUGAGAGGCCGAGGAGCCUGGAAUCGCGGAGGUCGUGGUGGAUUUAGAGGAACAACUGGUGGUUUUAACAAUAAUAGUGGACCAAAUUGGGAUGCCAAUAAUGGAGCUAAUUGGGAAAAUAAUAGUGGACCUAAUUGGGACAGUAAUAGACCACCUCCUGUUUGGCAAAAUCAACAAAACAGGGGUGGCAUGAUGGGAAGAGGCAACAUAAGACCCCCUUUAAUGGGAAAUAUGGGUCGUGGUCGAGGGAGAGAUAUUUGGGUAGAUAAUAACUUACAAGGAGGAAGAAGUAAUCGUGAGCCUGAUACCUGGGGUAGCCGUGGUGGCCGAGAUGCUGAUAAAUGGGGAGGUCGUGGUGGACGGGAUUCUGAUGGUUGGAGUGGUCAUGGUAAUCGAUCAUCACCAUGGAGAGGUAAUGCUGGAAGGCGGCGCACUGAUGACAGAGAAGGAGUGCCUAAUCAAAAACGAUGGAGGCGUGAGGAAAAUCCUGAAUGGGAUGAACAAAAACCAUGGAAACGAAACGAUGAUGCUGACUGGCAAACUAACAAACAUGGACCUCAGUGGAAUGGUAAAAAAGAUGACGGUAGUCACUCCAAAUUUAAAAGUCGUGAUAAUGAUGAACGUCCCAGAAAACCUAGCAAGUGGGGAGAUAAACCAACAGAUGAUAAGCUCAAAGAAGAUGAUUUGAAAUCUUCAGAAAGAAUUGUGCCUGAUGAAGAUCCAAAUGCAAAAACUCAAUCCCAGUGUAGUGCUCCAAUGGAUCUAGAGAAUUAUGAUGGAGAAUCGUCAGAAAAUUUAGAGCAGAAAUCAAAUGUUCAGCCAAAAGAGACAUUUAGUGAUAAUGAAUUUAAACCACAUUGUAACGAACAAUUUGAAAGAGAACACCAUGAAAAUACUGAAAAUCGUCCUAACUUAAGUAGUGUUGAUGAUAAAACAUAUAAUGAAAGUCAAGAAUGCCUAACACAAAAUUCUAGUAAUCAUCAAAUAACAGAACAGUAUGAUGAUAAACAAAAUAGUUUUAGUGAUAAUUUUGAAGAAUCAAAACACGACAAUUAUAAUGUAAGUCAGGAAAAAACUAAUGAUACGCAUGAAAACUUUGAAAAACAAAACAUUGAAACUCAAGAUCAUUAUGAAAGAACGUUUCAUAAUGAAUAUAAUAGUGCUCCUGCUGAAUUUGAGACAGACAAAAAUGAUAGUGAAUUAACACAAAUUGAAGAUGUUGAAUCUAAAUCAAAUAAUGGUUACGGACAAAAUGAACAGAAUUACCAAGAAUCUGGUAAUAACUUUGUUGAUAGCUCGUAUAAUCAAGAAAAUAAUGAUUUUGUACCACACUAUGACGAAAAAGAGUUGUCAACAGAUAAACCCUGUGAACAACCACAGGGUAGUUUCUAUUUCGGCUCUGAUAAUGAACCUACCAUUAACGACUCCAUUGAAAUGAGGUGUACUGAGCUUCCAUCUUCAGAAUCUAUAUCAACUCCAGAGAACAGUGAUGUACUCGAUACUACUAAUGCAACUGACUCUAGUACUGUACAAAACUGAACAGUCACUAAUUUACUAUUGAUUUAUUCAAAUACUUAAAUGAUAUUUGUAGAAAAUAUAAUGGUAAGAACUUCUUGUCAAGUAUGUUGUUAAUUACUUUAUAAUAAUCUAGUAGCCAUGUUCUUACACAAUUAUUCAACUUAUAAAUUAUUAUUAAAUUACAUGUCAUUAAUAAAAUUAAAAUAAUUAUAAUCAAUGAUGAUUAUUUUAAAAAAUGUUACUGUUAAAACUGAAAAUAUUUUACAUAUUGACUUGAAAUCUAUUUUGAAAACAAAAAAAAAUUAAUUUUAUUUGUAUUCUGGUUUUGUUUUUUAUUUAGACAAUUGUUUGCAUUGGGUUUUAACAACGUGAAAAUAUUUUACCUAAUUAAUUAGAAUACUUUAUUCAAAAUGUUUUUAAUUUUUUCAGUUGGGUGAUUAUUCAUUUGCAUAUGUUAUUUUUUUACAAUUAUUGUGAAACAAAUUAUUAAUUACAUGCCUAUACGAUUUGCAUAAAACAUCAUUAUUUUUCAUUAA